Messenger RNA from Ostrea edulis (European flat oyster), 938 nucleotides. RefSeq names its product coiled-coil domain-containing protein 134-like. Bases 66 to 731 code for a protein of 221 amino acids. The transcript has 6 exons. The record is from RefSeq and is a predicted model, not a curated record. Lineage: Eukaryota; Metazoa; Mollusca; Bivalvia; Ostreida; Ostreidae.
AUCCGAUAAAGGGGGAUUUCCGAGAAACUGGCCUUCAACACGUGCGAACACGGGAACCAAAACAAAUGUAUUUAAAGAUGGACGCUGUUCGGACUACGUCUUGUGUAUUUUUUUGUAGAUUGUCCGUAUCUUUAUUUAUUUCAUUAUCAAUAAGUUUAAUCACCACACAUCAAAAAGAACCACCUGAUGUUGUCAAAGGACAAAGAUCACCUAUCGAUAUGUAUAAAAAAUUAUUUGAGGAACAUAGAGCUAUACAACUGGAAGCUGUGAAAUCCAUCCAAAACUUCGGGGACUACAAACAACGCUUUAAACUUGUCGAGAUGACCCUACAGAAACUCUUUACAGUUGUCAAUGAAGCUAAGGCAAAUUUAACAGUGUGGGGGUACGUGCCGGGUGACUCUUUCCCAGAUAAUACCACAAUCAGAGAUGGACUCUCAAAGGUUUUUGAAAACACAGCCAUGUUUGGAGACUUGGUUCUUCGCCUUCCUGACAUCGUCCAUGCUAUUUAUGAUAAAAACAAAGACUGGCAGCUGCUGAUUGGCUGGUGCUACUGGUUCUGUAGGGAGUCUGGGGUGUUCGAUGGCACAAAUGGAAAACUACUACAUUUGAUGGCACAAGAAGUCAACUUGAUUGAGAAAGAAGAAAACUAUAUAAAUCCCUUUACAUUGGAGAACCAGCUAAAGCAGGUGAAGUGGAACAUUGUUAUUAUCAACAACCCAAUUUAUUUUUGAUAAUCAGCGGUGUUAAGGUCACAAGCAAGCAAAUACAAAAGCAAGAAGCAGUGAAGAGAGAGAGCACAACAAGAAAGAAGAAGAAAGAGAGGAAGAAAGGACCCCAGAUAACUAGAAUGGAACUGUGACCAGCAGUGCAUUCUGGGAGGGGGAGGGGGGGGGUUAGUUGUUACAUCAAUAUUAAUAUUAAACAUUGUUAUUACAUGU